AUUUGUAUGAACCCUCGGAGCAGCAGCAUCGCCCCCACACUGUGAAUAAGAGUCGGAAGCAAACGCAAAGAGAAAAAGCUCUCCAGCAGCAAUGCCAGAAGCUGGGACUACAGGGUGGAGCAGUCUCUGUUCCUCCUGAGCAGUUGCUUUCUGUACCAAAACACAAGCCUUGUCAUCCUCAGCAGCCUGUGCCACAACCUCAUCCUCCUUCAGCAGAAAAUGACAACCAAGACCAGCAGAAGGAAGCGACACCAGUAGAUCCUCGUAAUGGCAGUGGCAGUGCACAGACCUGCUCUGCAAAGCCGAACUCCAAGGUGGAGAAAAAGAAAGUGGAAUUGCAGGAAAAAUCGCGAUGGGAAGUCCUGCAGCAAGAGCAGCGGCUGAUAGAAGAGAAGAAUAAACGCAAGAAGGCACUCCUGGCCAAAGCCAUUGCCGAGAGAUCCAAAAGAACUCAAGCUGAAACAGUGAAACUAAAAAGGAUUCAGAAGGAGUUGCAAGCUCUGGAUGACAUGGUAUCUGCUGACAUUGGCAUCCUGCGGAACCGCAUCGAUCAGGCCAGCUUGGAUUACUCCUACGCCCGGAAGCGGUAUGAAAAGGCUGAGUCGGAGUAUGUGGCAGCCAAGCUGGACCUCCAACACAAGACAGAGAUUAAGGAGCACCUGACAGAGCACCUGUGCACGAUCAUCCAGCAGAAUGAACUCCGCAAGGCCAGGAAGCUGGAGGAGUUAAUGCAGCAGCUGGAAGUGGAGGCAGAUGAGGAAAAUCUGGAACUUGAGAUAGAGGUGGAGCGGAUGCUGCAGCAGCAGGAGGCAGAAGCAGGGAGACAAGCCAGCCAGUCACACAGUCAUGCUGGGACAGCUAAGGAAAACCCCUCUCCCAGUGUUACGGCACAGGAGAGUGAGCGUGGUAACCACGCUGUCGCCUCUGCUGUUUCUGAACAGUCGGUUCAGUCUCAGAACUCCGGUACCAAAUCCCUCUCCAAUAUGGACAGCCAAACUCAAGCAGCAGAUGUGACUCCAGGAAGCCCCUCAGCUUGUUCUGCUACAUGA
Molecule: messenger RNA, 1049 nt
Organism: Tauraco erythrolophus (red-crested turaco)
Lineage: Eukaryota; Metazoa; Chordata; Aves; Musophagiformes; Musophagidae
Source: RefSeq, a predicted model, not a curated record